Ziziphus jujuba (common jujube) is the source of this 712-nucleotide messenger RNA. RefSeq names its product thioredoxin-like protein CXXS1. NCBI's taxonomy places the organism in Eukaryota, Viridiplantae, Streptophyta, Magnoliopsida, Rosales, Rhamnaceae. The transcript has 3 exons. Bases 109 to 519 code for a protein of 136 amino acids. The record is from RefSeq and is a predicted model, not a curated record.
AAAGAAGCUGCGUACCUUGCUGAAUUAUUCUCAAUCUUUAUAUAGCCUGUCCAGACCAGUAUAUAAAUUCCAUAAAGACAAGUGGAAGAUAAUAGGAGGAACUAAAACAUGGAAGGACAUGACCAGCUCAGAAAGUCCAGGGUUGUCAAAGUUGACUCUAAGAAAUCAUGGGAUUUUUUCAUCUCUCAAGCUACCAAUCAAGGCUGCCCUGUUGUUGUGCAUUUUACUGCUGCUUGGUGCAUACCCUCAGUGGCCAUGAAUCCUUUCUUUGAGGAAUUGGCCUUCAGCUACCAAGAUAUUCUGUUUAUCUUGGUUGAUGUAGAUGAGGUUAAGAUUGUAGCCUCCAAGAUGGACAUAAAAGCCAUGCCUACCUUCUUGUUGAUGAGGGAAGGAGCUCCAGUUGAUAAACUUGUGGGUGCUAAUCCUAAAGAGAUGAGGAAAAGGAUCGAUGAUUUUAUUCACUCCAUUCGCUCCUACAAAACCACUUCAAAAUUAAUCAAUGCGCAAACCAACCCUUAAAUCAAAAUUCUAGACUUGGGAAAAUUGCAAAAUGAAGAAUUGUUGUGUCUUUUUCACUUUCCAAAUUCUAUGACUUUCUUGUACAUUGGUUUUGAUUCUUGUAAUUAAGAGUGUAUCAAAGUUUGUAAAUGGCUGUUUGAUGUUUGUGUGCAACUUUAAGGAUUGAAAAUGGGUAUUUGAUGUUUGUAUACAA